AUGUUUCCUAUUUGUUCCUUCUCCUACCAUAUAAAUAUCUAUCUAUCUAUCUAUCUAUCUAUCUAUCUAUCUAUCUAUCUAUCUAUCUCUCUCUCUCUCUCUCUCUCUCUCUCUAUAUAUAUAUAUAUAUAUAUAUAUAGUUCCCCCUCUUUCUUUUCUGUUUCGUCUGUUUUGCCUAUAUUUCUUCUGUUUAUAAGCCUAAACACCUCUCAAUCGCACCCUCAAGUUGAAGCACAGACUUUCUUUCUGAUUUUCCGAUCGCACUCUCCCUUGUCACUCACAUCCUUUUUUCUCUCUCUUUUUAGACCUCAUCUUCAACGUUUAAGCCUCUGCGACUUGGAUGUCAAUUUCCCAUCUCGCCUCACACUUUCGUUUAUACCCUCUCUUUUUCCGUUGCAUUUUGGCACUUCCUCCCACUCCUUAUGUGAGCCUCAGUCUUUCACUCCUACAAAACCUUCCUCGGCAAAGGUAUUAUUUGGAUCACGUGACACCUUUGCCAGGCACAGUGAACAUUUGAGAUGUCAGCGCCAUGCGUGUUGCUGCGGCUUGCUGUGUGUCGUCGUCGUCGUCGUAGUCUGCUCGUCUACUAUGACCCAGGCUCUCCCUCACAUCGGCAAUGUAGUUGUGUUUGAUGCAUCUGCUGGCGACAACUGGUCGCAGCCACAGCACGAUGAUGGAGGUCCGACGACCGCAGUUGGAGCAGAAGGCAAUAGUCUGCGCCAUCACCACCACCACCAUCAACAUCAUCAUCAUCACCAUCAACAACAACAAUCUAACAGCCAAGUUCUGUCCACGACUAAUUCUACCAGCAAGAGUAGUAGUACCCCUAGUGUCCCUGGAAAUACGGAUUUUACAUCUUCAUAUUCUUCUACUAUUACUAAUACCACAAAUAAUAAUAGUAGAGGUGCUAGUGGUAAUAAUAUCUACACUACUACAACAACAAACCUUCUCACGAAUGUCGUCCCUAUUCCUUUAUCGUCUUCAUCAUCUUUCUUUGCAACUGUUUCCCUCCCUAGUCCUGGCCCUUCUUCUGCCAUUGAGUCUUCGACGGCUACAACUGGAAGUGUUUUCACUACCUCUAUUAAUUAUACAGCUACCCUGCCCCAAACAACAACAGCGACCCACCUCCAGGGCGACCCCUUGACCUCCCAUACUGGACAUCGACUUUUAUUAUUAUUGCAACAACAGCAACAACAACAACAACAACAGCAGACGACGACGACAGCAACAACAACAAGCAACACACCGUUAACUUCAUCUGUUUUAUUGUCAUCUUCACCCUCGACAGUCAGAAAAAACAGGGACAACACCAUUGCUUCUUCGACUAAUAUUAACAAUUUAUUAAAAUCAUCUUCAAGUUUGGUGUUGCCAUCCUCAUUAAUAUCCCCCGGGAAAAAAAGUGAUAAUGUUGUUAGCACAACUGUUACGACAACAACAACCACCAUCACGACAACAACAGCAACAACAAUUAACAAUAACAACAGUAAUAAUAAUAAUAAUUUGCUGAAAUCCUCGCCUGGCUUGGGUCUGUCUUCUUCAUCGUCCUCCUCAUCAUCGCCGUCUUCUUCAUUCUUGUCAUUUCAAUCGUCAUGUUCACUUACUUCAUCGUCCCUCCGGACAACUAAAUCCCCGUCCACCAUAAUUACCUGCCCCACGGGAACCCUUCUACCCUCGUCUCCGAGGAGGACUGACUCCAGAAAAUUUCGAGGGUUGGCAGGAUCGAGGGGCCCCAGCUCCUCGGGUGGCGAAGCGACGACGACAACUACUCACCCCAGCUCUGGGGAGGAGAACUACCCCCGGAUUUCUGCCACCCCAGAGGACAGCAAGGAACGCCUUGCAUCUAUUGAAGAAAAUCUAGAGUCAUCUAUAAGGUUGUAG
Acanthosepion pharaonis is the source of this 1878-nucleotide messenger RNA. The record is from the annotation of a GenBank genome assembly. NCBI's taxonomy places the organism in Eukaryota, Metazoa, Mollusca, Cephalopoda, Sepiida, Sepiidae.